Cadophora gregata is the source of this 1661-nucleotide messenger RNA. RefSeq lists its product as uncharacterized. The transcript has 3 exons. Lineage: Eukaryota; Fungi; Ascomycota; Leotiomycetes; Helotiales; Ploettnerulaceae. The record is from RefSeq and is a predicted model, not a curated record. The coding region runs from base 158 to 1516 and encodes 452 amino acids.
CCCAAGUCAGAACAAGUUAGUAAAUGUAGUCCAGAUCGAAUAGAAUAAAGGUAAAAGUCUACAGCCAGUUUCAAGCCACCGGUCGUCUGCGAACCACCGCCCCUCAAUCUAUCUCCCGCAUACGAUUAGACAAGUACGGCGGCAUCCAGCACGAAACAUGACACCUCUUGCACCAAACACGAGACAGAUAGAAGAGGAGAUAUCUCACCUUCGAAUGCAACUUGGCUCGCUCUCAACGCGUUCAGCCAUUGUUCAGGCAAGCGACUAUCUCUCAAGUUGCGGCAUAUCAGCAGAUGAUUAUGCUAGACAUGAAUCCAUGCGAACAAUCAUCCAGGGUCAACCAGAUGCUGAGCUUCUUUGGCGAGAGAUCGAGAUAUUCAGGAUGAUAGAUAAAACGUCAAAAUUCUUUUUCGGCGAUGUCGAUAUCGGUCUACCAACAAUAUGUGAGCUGCAAUGGGCUAUUCAAACUUGGUCUCAUUUUGUUCUUGCUGGCGGUCUCGAUGUGAUCUUUGCUAAACACGCAAAAAUCGAGGUGAUGAGCGAGAGAGGUGCGUCGCCUGCAUCUAUCUUCCGCCGGUAUCUCUCAACUUACCAAGCUGAACUCGAGUUUGAAUCCUGGGACGAGGAACUGAUGAACGCUUUUCGUCUCAAAGUCUUUCAGCUUGACCAAGACCUUCGAAGGACAAAACGCGAGAUCGUGCUCCAUAAGAAGCGCCACCAACAGCCAUCUUCAGCCGAUCAUUCUAUGGACAAAAUCACCACUGAGACAAUCUCUGUGACCCGGAAUGACCAUUUGGAGACAGAAUCACCAACAGAUCGGGUUUUACGUGCUUCAAAACGCAGGAAACUCAGCACCGAUAACAUCACCAAUGAGAACGAGAGGCUAAAGACAGAACCUCUUAUUAAGCAGGAAGGCAAUGACUUGAGCGAGAUUUUCUACGACGCUUCCCCACCACCAUCGUUUCAGCGAACUUCAAUGGCCCCUUCCUCAGAAUUGUCCGUUCAGUCUGCCAGCAACACCGCUCGUGCAAGCAGCGACGUUCCACCUCGGGAUGAGAGAACACCCCCGCUACAGCAGAUCUCUGCAUCGCAACCCGAAAGUUAUCUCGAACAAUCCGUCAAUGCAAAUAUCCGAAGACUUCAAAUACAUCUCGCAGACUGUACAGAGCGGCAAGAGUCGGCAUCAGAAUCAGCGAAUGUUUCUUUAGGUAAACUGAUUACUGCUAUUGAGAAAAAUAAUGUGCUUGAUAAAGACACAACUGCUCGGCUGAAGAUUUUGAUCGAGGAUUUCGAGGAAGAAUUCGAGCAUUGGAACUUGUCCGUUAUCAAAGAACAGACUUCCACAUUGCGUGUAUUCAUGGAUUCCACUCACACAACUAUGCUGGAGCUAUUUGGAUUCUGGACUGCUGCUACGGAGUCUUUUGAGAAGUACGUUGGCGUCUUGGUAGAAAAGGAGAAGUGGGAGAAGAAGAUCGAAAUUGCCGAGCUUGUUGCCACUGCAUUUGGAGAUGACUGAUUCAUUGAUCUGUACGAUGAGAUGGAUAUCAACAGAUGGUUGCGAAGUUGAAUGUUAUGUCCGAUUUUGUGUAAACACCGAAUAAAAACGAUAUUCGGGACUGAAAGGAAUUACUCAUCCAUGGAUGACAUAGUCAAAAGGCAAU